AUGUCCGGGCGCGGUAAAACUGGUGGGAAAGGCCGUGCCAAAGCCAAGACCCGCUCGUCACGGGCUGGGUUGCAGUUCCCUGUGGGUCGUAUCCACCGCCUCCUUCGGAAAGGGCACUAUGCUGAACGAGUGGGGGCCGGAGCCCCGGUCUAUUUAGCGGCCGUGCUCGAGUAUCUGACGGCCGAGAUCCUGGAGCUGGCGGGCAACGCGGCCCGCGACAACAAGAAGACCAGGAUCAUCCCCCGCCACCUGCAGCUCGCCGUCCGCAACGACGAGGAGCUCAACAAGCUGCUGGGUGGGGUCACCAUCGCCCAGGGCGGCGUCCUGCCCAACAUCCAGGCUGUGCUGCUGCCCAAGAAAACGGGCCAAACUAGCAAAAUAUACACGUAGAUGGCCGGAUCAAAACCAAGUGUCUUGCUUCUUAAACUGCUUCUUAAACGGCUUCAACCUUCAAUUUCUCAGGGACUAAGUAAAGCUGAAAAUGUGCGCCCAUAGA
Molecule: messenger RNA, 496 nt
Organism: Pristis pectinata (smalltooth sawfish)
Lineage: Eukaryota; Metazoa; Chordata; Chondrichthyes; Rhinopristiformes; Pristidae
Product: histone H2A-like
Exons: 1
Coding region: 1-390 (129 amino acids)
Cellular component (GO): nucleosome
Molecular function (GO): DNA binding; protein heterodimerization activity; structural constituent of chromatin
Source: RefSeq, a predicted model, not a curated record